Oppiella nova is the source of this 342-nucleotide messenger RNA. Lineage: Eukaryota; Metazoa; Arthropoda; Arachnida; Sarcoptiformes; Oppiidae. The record is from the annotation of a GenBank genome assembly.
AUGGCCCCCGAGCUCAUUGGGGUGAUGGCCCAGUUCUUGCAGGUGGCCGGUUGGCCCAUAGACAUCGACACCAAACAGGCAGAUGUGUAUGCAUUGGGCAUAACGGUGGGCCAGUCGUUGAUAGGCACCCGGUGUUUAGGGCCCCCCAGAUGCUAUGCCGACGCGAUGCUGUUUAGCGACCUCUACCAUCCCCGCAAAUGGGUGACCGACUAUCUCGUGACAACCGGUAAGUUCCCGGAAAGCCAUCCCAUCAUUCAAUUGGUGUUUAGUAUGAUUCAAAAAGACCCGCAUAUGAGGGUUACCAGUAAACAGGUGGACAGUUAUCUCUGGUCUGUGCCCUAA